ACCACCCCUGUAAUCUUUCAAUAAAAGAACAUCUCUGCCUUUCACUUUGUGUUAACAUGGAUAUCAAUGCCUUCGCCGCUUUGAAGAAGCAAAAAACAAAGGGUCCGGAUAAGAAGGAGCCCAGCAAGCAGAAGCCCCUCAGGGAGUUUUUGAAGAAGAAUGGUGAUCCUUUAGGGGAUGCUGCCAAGAGGAAGGCAACAGGCAAGGGUCCAGUCCCCGAGGGAAAGAGGCCAAAAAAGGGGGAUGCCGGGAAGAAGGCUCCCCCGGUGCUGAUCGUGGAUGAGCACUCCACCUUCCAGCCAUAAGUUCUGGUGGCCACUACUGCCUCCAACCUUCCCUCGGCACAGGGGGGUGAAGUAGGCUUGCCCCGGGAGGACAUACAGUUCUCCCUGCUGAAGGGGGCUGCCAUUACACAUGGCACUGUGGACCCUCGGGAGUUUCUGAGCGGGGAUACUCCUUCGCUUGAUAGGAAAGCCCUCAGCAAGCUUGAUGAUGAGACCCUCGAGUCAAAGAUCCUCCGGUCCUCCCUCACUGCCUGCAUAGCCCUCGGUGAACAUUCUAGGAGGUUUGAUGAAUGGCACCUCCAGAAGGCGCAACAGGAUGAAGCCAUGAAGAAGCUCAUCCAUGAUAACGCUGAGGCCGUGAGGCAGAUGGCUAGACUGGAGGGGGAGCUGCAGCAGGCGAAGGCCGAGGCAGAGAGAGCUGCCAAGGAGAAAUCUGAAGGCGAGAGGGCCGCUGCUGAGGCCGCGAAGAAGGCUGCUGAGGAGGCCGAGGCCGCCAAGGCGGAAGCUAUCGCCAGUGCUGUUGCUGCCUUCAUCUCCGAGGGGUGGAGGGUCGAAGGCCACAAGGACUGGGUGGCUUCGGUAGUGGAGGCAUCCGCCGAUGAGUGGGUGAAAGGCCCCAGGGCGAUGUGGCUAUCUCGGAAGGGCGAGGACUAUUAUGCUGGGGGAGAGUUCUUUACCCAGGCCCUCAUCUAUAGAAGGAUAGAAGGCUGGCCCGACAUUUGAAGAUUGAGCCGAAAGAUUUUGAUCCGGCGGCAUAUGGUCUUCCCCCCCUCCAACCUAACAUCAGAGUCCCCCUCCCUGCAGAUGUCGAGAGUGCAGACUUAGAGGAUUCUGAGAUGCUGAAGGAGGUCGGGGAUGAAGAGGAAGGGGCCGAAGGGGAUGCCACUUUGAAGCCUGUCGAGGGGGUGCUGCUGCAGCUUAUGAUAACCCCGCCCUUGUAUAAACUUUGAAUAAAUCUUGUGAUGUACAUGUACAAUCCUUCGACUUCGGCCUUUAUGUAUAACAAUUUGUUUUUCCAUUUCGUUAAUGAAUACCUUCUUCUCUUUGUCUGCU
Messenger RNA from Cuscuta europaea, 1337 nucleotides. The record is from the annotation of a GenBank genome assembly. NCBI's taxonomy places the organism in Eukaryota, Viridiplantae, Streptophyta, Magnoliopsida, Solanales, Convolvulaceae.